AGCUGUUUACACUCAUGGUAGUAAGUGGGCGGAGUCUGAAUACCAGCAGGAAACAGUUCAGGGUCACCUAGCUCACGUGCAGACUGAUCCAGGAGAAGUUCACGGUGAUAAAGUUAAACUCGCAUGUGUCAGAAAACAAACCUGAGAUCAUGUCGACAUGUGAGGACAGUGACGUGCGCGCGGAUCUCAAACGCUCCGUCAUGACCCGCGUGCCGCCGCUUCUCAACGAUCUCUACCAGUUCAGUAUGGCGUACGCGUACUGGAGAGCAGACAGACACCGGGAACCGGCCGUGUUCGAGCUCUUCUUCCGGGAUAACCCGUUCGGUGGAGGAUUCUCACUGUUCGCAGGUCUGAACGACUGUCUGGUGUUCCUCAAGAACUUUGCGUUCUCAGAUCAGGAUGUGGAGUAUUUACGCUCCGUGCUUCCAGCAAACACGGAUCCGGAUUUCUUCUUGUAUCUGAAGGAGCUGGACUGCUCAUCUGUGUCGGUCUGUGCUGUACCCGAGGGCUCUGUUGUCUUUGCCAGAGUUCCUCUGUUAGAAGUGUCCGGGCCGCUGGCUGUGGUUCAGCUGCUGGAGACCAGUCUGUUGUGUCUGGUGAACUACGCCAGUCUGGUGUGCAGUAACGCCGCUCGCUUCCGUUUAGCCGCAGGUCCCCAGCGUAGAUUGAUAGAGAUGGGUCUCAGAAGAGCUCAGGGUCCUGAUGGAGGCCUCACCGCCUCCCGUUACACGUUCGUCGGUGGGUUUGAUUUGACGAGUAACGCCCUCGCUGGUCGUCUCUACGGAAUUCCAGUUGUAGGCACCAUGGCGCACUCUUACGUCACUUCCUUCUCCUCUCUGGCAGAGGUGUGGCCAAAGACUCUGACUCCUGUGGGCGGCGGUGGCGGUAUUGACUUCAUCAGUCUGGUGAAGGGACGGCUGAGCUCCGUGUGUCAGUUAUUGGGGUCGAAAGCGGACCUCAUACGAGAGGGCGAACUGGCGGCGUUCAUGUCGUUCGCCAUCGCUUACCCUCACAACUUUCUGCCUGUGAUUGACAGCUACAGCGUCAGCUGUAGUGGUUUGGUGUGUUUCUGUGCCGUGGCUUUGGCUCUGUGUGAGCUGAAGUAUCAGCCGUUGGGUGUCAGAUUGGACAGCGGUGACCUCUGCAGACAGUCACUGGAAGUGCGACGAGUCUUCAAAGAAUGUAGCAAACAAUUCUCGGUACCUCAGUUUGAAUCUCUCAUCAUUGUCGGCACAAACAGCAUUUCUGAAAAGAGUCUCGCUGAACUCAACAAAAAAGAUAAUGAAAUUGAUGUUAUCGGCGUGGGAACUCAUCUUGUCACUUGUACGCGUCAGCCGUCUCUAGGGUGUGUAUAUAAGUUGAUAGAGGUCCGAGGUCGGCCCAGAAUGAAGUUAAGUGAAGACCCAGAGAAGAGCACGCUGCCCGGCCGAAAAUCUGUCUACAGACUUCUGGACACAGAUGGUCAUCCUCAGAUGGAUCUGAUCUGUCUGUCUGAAGAGCCCGUGCCGACCACAGGCGUCUCAUUGAACUAUAUUCCUCUAGUGUCUGAGACAUCACUUCAGUCCAUCACGCCUGCUCAAGUAACCAGCUUACGUUUGGAUGUCUUCACCUGUGGUCAGAUCAUGUAUCCUAUAAGCAGCGCGUCAGAGAGUCGUGAGCAAGCUCAGAUUUCUCUUCAAAUGCUGCUCCCCCGUCACAAAAAACUACAAGAACCGCACAAUUACACUGUGGGUGUGUCAGAGCGGCUGAACUCUCUAGUCUCUGAUAUCAGAAGAGGAAACAGUAAAGACAACAAAUUUCUGUUGUCAAACUGAAGCGAUGGAAUGCAGUCAGCAUCUGACUUUCUCAAAAACUGUGAAAUCCAACAAAUCCCACAAAUGAUCUAAUUAAAAGUGAGAUUUAUGCUCAUCUGGCACUUCUCUGUGUCUUCUAACACUAAUAAUAGAAAUCUGUGAAGAGGCGUAUGGUAUCAAUGCACCUCUGCGAAUUAACAAAAAAUUGCAAUUCAUUAAUAAAUAUUUUAAUAAAAAAAUCGCAUUGAUUCAUUAAUAAAUAUUUUAAUAAUUAAAAGUUGCAUUGAUUCAUUAAUAAAUAUUUUAAUAAAUAC
Molecule: messenger RNA, 2107 nt
Organism: Triplophysa dalaica
Lineage: Eukaryota; Metazoa; Chordata; Actinopteri; Cypriniformes; Nemacheilidae
Gene: naprt
Product: nicotinate phosphoribosyltransferase
Exons: 13
Coding region: 150-1814 (554 amino acids)
Biological process (GO): NAD+ biosynthetic process
Molecular function (GO): nicotinate phosphoribosyltransferase activity
Source: RefSeq, a predicted model, not a curated record